This is a messenger RNA of Polychytrium aggregatum, 1496 nucleotides long. RefSeq names its product S-adenosyl-L-methionine-dependent methyltransferase. The record is from RefSeq and is a predicted model, not a curated record. NCBI's taxonomy places the organism in Eukaryota, Fungi, Chytridiomycota, Chytridiomycetes, Polychytriales. Bases 221 to 1405 code for a protein of 394 amino acids. The transcript has 4 exons.
GGUAGGUUUGCUUGGGCCGGGCAUUCGACGAGCCUUGGUGCCGGCUACGUCCUCCAAGGGAGUCGCUGGCCUUGAUGUCUUGCGCUUGCUCCGAUCACUCAAUCAUGCAUGCCCGGUUUUCAGGCUGAGCCGCCUUCCUCCGGUUUCGGAACAGGGGAUUGUCGAUCUCGAUCUGGGGGCGGCCCUGCCAACGCAUAUUCUGCAAGCUUUCUCGCCGGAAAUGGAUUCGUAUUCACAACCACAACCACAACCACAACCACAACUCCAGCCACAACUCCAGCCACAAAUGCAGACGCAGACGCAGACGCAGACACGUUCGAUCGGAUCUCUGCUUCGAAAUAUCCUUCCAGUGACCGUUCCGCUUGCUGUGGCUGUCCUAUGGCUGCUCAGGGUCAUUCCGAUCCAGAUCUCAAGCUUCCUGCUGGGUAUCGUGGUUUCCGCCUACCUGACCGACAGCUUCCUGUGGGACGGUCUGCGAUAUGUCCUGACGCUCCAAAGCGGCAUCCGCGACUACAAGAUGGACCAUAUCAUGCUCAACAUGCAUUGCGACGAGUUCUGGCUCAACAUGGGCUAUUGGAAGGACACCGUCGACUUUGUCAAGGCCUGCGAAGCACUUGCCAAGCUCGUUGCCGAACGGGCCCAGAUCCCCGCAAAUGCGUCUGUCAUCGAUUUUGGUGCUGGGUGCGGCGACCAGACGCUCUUUUUUCUCAAGCAGUACGACAUCCUUGCAAUGACGACCGUGACGCUGGAGGCCACACAGGGCCGCUUUGCCAAGAACCGCAUUCAUGAGUUCCUGGCUCGGUCGGCCGAGAUCAAGACCCGGGUUCAGGUGCUGGUAGGCGAUGCCACCGAUCCACAGUCGUGGCAGGCAGUCGACUCGCUGUUCUUUCCUGUCAAGUCGAUGCGGCCCCGGUCUGCCCAAGCGGACAUUGCUCGCGAAGCCUUCGACGUGGCUCUGUCGCUGGAUGCCCAGUAUCACUUUGAUGAUCGCAAGCGGUUCUUCAGUCUCGUUCACUCUCUUCUCAAGCCAGGAGGGGCAUUCUCUUGCACAGACAUUGUGCGAGCAGCUCAUCGACCACGCUCGUUCAUCGAGCGAUUGUUGCUGAAUAUGUUCUAUGUUGGCAGCUCGGUGCCUGAGAGCAAUCGCCAGGCAUCGGCCUCGGAUGUUGUUGCGAUGCUCGAGGACGCGGGCUUCGUGGAUAUCGAUGUCUUGGACGUUAGCGAGCAUGUGUUCCCGGGUCUGGCUCGGUUCUUUGACUGCCAGGAGAACCGCUUCGGCACCUUUAUGCGGCCGAUGAAGUGGCGGCCCUAUCGCAUUGUCUCGUGGCUGCUGCGAUGGGUCUCCCGCGACGAGAUGCUCAAGUUUAUUGCCAUAACGGCACGCAAGUCUGGUUCGUCAACGUGAACUGCGGACCUGCACCCGCUCUCACACCCGCACCCAGAGGAGCAGCAACACCAACUACGAUGGCAUCGGCAGCCCGUUCAAAGAUACGAUC